This is a messenger RNA of Entrophospora candida, 1183 nucleotides long. The record is from the annotation of a GenBank genome assembly. NCBI's taxonomy places the organism in Eukaryota, Fungi, Glomeromycota, Glomeromycetes, Entrophosporales, Entrophosporaceae.
CUAUAAAAAAUCCAGAAGUUGGAAAAGCUUUCUAUUCUUACGCAAUGGAAUAUGUUAAACUUAAUCCAGACUUUGAUGAGUGCAAAAUUCCAAUGAGUAAAACUAAGCUAAUGAUGACAAGCAGGGAUAUUAACCCAAUCUAUGAGUUUAUAAAGCAGGAAUAUUUAUGUAAGUCUUUAGAUCUCGAUUUAGCUUCUACAUACCUUUAUAAUACAUAUAAAAACUGGUUUCGGGAAAUGUUUGGCAUCAAAAAAAGACCGCCUAUUGUACAGGAAUUUACUCAUGCAAUGGUAGGGCUAGGGAUAAAACCUAAGUCAAAAAGAAUAGGAGAUCGAAAAGCCAAUAAAAAAAUGCAAUGGUAUUCAGCUUCAUAUAAUGAUCUUUAUACCAUAUUCCAGAAAAAGAAUAUGAUUGAUGAAGCUGAAAAUAUUAAUGAACCAGAGGGAUACCAACAUACAGAGAUCUAUGAAUCAUCUGGUUCGGAAUUUGAUGAAGAAGAAGUAUAUGAAUCAUCUGGUUCGGAAUUUGAUGAACCAAUUCUUAAAAAUAAAAAACCAGAAACGUCUUUAGAAUCGCCUGCUGAAUGUAGUAAAUCUUCUGCACCUAUCACUAAAAAAGUCCCACCUCCUAUUCCCCAAAAACCGAUCAAACUUCAAGUAAAAAAAGAGUCAAUUCCUGAACCAAUUUCUGAGCCAGUUCCUGAACCUGCUAAUCUCGAAUUAGAAGAUGAGGAUGAAUUCUGGAGCACCAUAUUAUCUGAAACUAAUAUUCCUGAACUGAUUUCUGAGCCAGAAAUUAUCAAACCAGUUCCUGAGCCAGAAAUUAUUGAUUCAACUCCAGAACCAAUCCCUGAACCUAUUGUCUAUACAGAUAAAAAACUUGAAGAAUUAUAUCAGGGUGUAAAAACUAAUUGGGAAGAAUGUGGUAACGAUCCUGAAGAUUUUGAUUGGGGAGAUCUAUUAAAUCGUCAGAAUUCACGUACAUAUUCAUGUUCUCAUCCUACUGAUGAGGAAAUUGCAUCAAAAAUUUAUGAAUAUUACUAUGAAAAAAGAGAUGAACUAUAUGUACCUCCUCCUAAAAAUUAUAGAACUGAAUUUAUUGAAAUUGGACCAUCAAUUAAUAAAAAAGAAUGUGCGUUAGCUGAUGGGGAAGAGGUUUUCUCAGAUGACACAAAAGGGGAAUG